AUGUCGUCUUUAAAGAGAUCGUCAAAAGUUGGUCAACGGAUUCAUCGUGAACGACCUCAGCCUGAAUCGAGGAAACAUUUGGGCUUCCUAGAAAAGAAAAAGGAUUAUGUUCAGCGGGCUCGGGAUUAUAAUAAGAAAAAACAUAAAUUGCAAAGGUUAAAGCAAAGAGCGCUGUCACGAAAUCCAGAUGAAUUUCAUUUCCAUAUGAUACGCAGUCAUAUUGGAGAAGAUGGAGUUCAUUAUGAAAAUAUGGCUGAAGUUCGGGAAGAAGAUACUUUGUUGCAAAAGAAAAUGGAUGUAGGAGAUUUAAAAUAUGUGAAGCAUCGAUUUAAUAUUGAGAAUCAAAAGAUCGAAAAGCUGAAGGCAGUUUUACAUUUCGCAGAUAUUGCUGUAGCAAAAAAUACGCAUACAAUAUUUGUUGAUACAGAACAAGAAGCAAAGAAAUUCGAUCCAGUUCAGUAUUUUGAUACACCUGAAGAACUGUUGGAUCGUCGGUAUAAUCGACCGCAUAUUUCGACUCUUCAGAGCACAAGCGUUGUAAAUGCUAAAAGGAAGAGUGAUGUCAAGGAAGUAGAUUACGAGCGGAGGAAAAUGUAUGACGAGCUGCUGAAAAGAAUGAAACGUGCUAAAGAAUUAAAAGUAGUUAUUGAGAAGUUGGAAGUUAAAAAGAAUAGAGCAGAAAAUAAAGGAAAGGAAUUGAAACCAAAACAGGCUCGUUUUACUAUAGCAAAGGGUAAACCUAUGAGAGCGGAAGUGCUGAAAUGGGUUUAUGAACGGAAAAAAUAA
Messenger RNA from Thelazia callipaeda (thelaziosis nematode), 786 nucleotides. The record is from the annotation of a GenBank genome assembly. NCBI's taxonomy places the organism in Eukaryota, Metazoa, Nematoda, Chromadorea, Rhabditida, Thelaziidae.